This is a messenger RNA of Helianthus annuus (common sunflower), 1746 nucleotides long. RefSeq lists its product as uncharacterized. The record is from RefSeq and is a predicted model, not a curated record. The coding region runs from base 12 to 1571 and encodes 519 amino acids. The transcript has a single exon. Lineage: Eukaryota; Viridiplantae; Streptophyta; Magnoliopsida; Asterales; Asteraceae.
GUGGUGAUCUCAUGGCAGGCAAACGCAACAACACUGAAUUCCAACAAGAAACCGAAGAACGCUUCGCUAAAUACGACGCGCUAUUUGAAAAGAUUUUGGGUGAGUUGCAGACCCUGAAUGUCCGAAAGGAACAAAAAGAUGAUGGGGUUCUCACCAUCAAUGCCAAUCAUAAGCCGUAUUUGAAACUCCAUUUUCCUCGAUUCAGUGGCGAUGACCCGACGGGGUGGAUCUACCAGGCAGAACAAUAUUUCGAAUUUCAGAACGUGGCGACAACAGAUCAGGUUAGUUUGGCCUCUUUUCAUCUAGACGGCAUAGCCCUUCAAUGGCAUCGGUGGUAUACAAAGACUCGUGGUCCGUUAACAUGGGCGGAGUUUACCACUGCCUUGCUCAAUCGGUUUGGUCCUACCGAUUACGAGGAUCCGUCGGAGGCCCUACAUCGCCUUAAACAAGUUACCACCGUAGCCGCCUACCAGGAAGCAUUUGAGCGGCUCUCGAAUCGUCUCGAUGGGUUACCGGAGUUAUUCCUUAUGGGUUGUUUUAUUGGGGGGUUAAAAGAAGAAAUACGCUUGGAGGUGAAGAUAAAGAAACCAAGGACACUCUCUGAUGCAAUUGGAAUAGCUAGAAUGGUGGAAGAAAAAUUAUCACUGCAUGAAGGUUUAAGUUUGGCUUCACAAAAGCCACAGCUAGCUAGUGAUUCCACUCAUCCUCCGUCAAAUCCCGGGUUAUUAGGAUCAGCUCCUACUCAACGGCUUAGCUUACCCGCACCGAGUCCAAUUCGUCGUCUAUCAAAUGUGGAGGCACGUGAACGCCGCGAGAAGGGACUUUGCUACUAUUGUGACGAUCGUUAUACGCCGGGGCACAAGUGUAGUAAGCCUCAACUGUUUAUGAUUAGCGGGGUACAAGAGGUUGAUAACGUGGUCCACGUAACCGAAAACGCCGAUCCUGUGCCACAUGGUCUUCAAGCCGAGAUUUCGUUUCUUGCGGUUUCGGGUACUAUUCUUCCCCAAACACUACGGCUAUCAGGUAAGAUCGGUGACCAUACUAUUGUGGUGUUGGUUGAUGGUGGAAGCACACAUAAUUUCAUUUCUCAGGCUUUGGUUGAUAAAUUGGGACUCACGGUUGUAAAUGAUGUGAACUUUGAAGUAGUGGUUGCUAAUGAAGACAAACUAGUUUGUGCCGGUAGGGUUCGGAAUCUCUCGAUUAAGUUUUCGGGGUAUACCGUCACUACCGAUUUGUUUGUUUUACCCGUCGCUGCCUACCCGAUCGUCCUUGGGAUUCAAUGGUUGAAGACCUUAGGCCCGGUUAAGAUCGACUUUCAGGAUCUUACUAUGGGGUUCCGUAUCGGCGAUUCGUCACACAAGUUACAUGGGUUGAAACACUCCGGUUUAGAGGAACUGAAACCGAAGCGGAUUGCGGAGAUACCGACCAAGAAGCCUUAUCCUGUGUUUUGCCUUGCGGACAAGGCAAGUGUAAGGGGGGGGUGGAUUGUUAUGUACCUGGGCUACGUAAGGAGCCCAACAAGAUGCAUGAGCCCAAGAAGCCUACAUAAGCCCAAGAAGCCUACACACUAGUCGCAUGCAUGCAGGAGAUUGCAACGUUCAUUUCCUGUUUGUUUGAAUAAUUAGUUUGAAUAAUUAGUUGAGAGAAUAAUGGGAAACGUGGUAUGACCAACGUUCUCCUCCAAGUUGUUAGGAGUUAGCUUUGAAUUAUUUUGUUUUCUUCUGUUUAGAAUGGCUAUAUAAGAGC